AUAAAGCACGGUAAGUCUUCGAGUUUCAACCAUCGAGUACUGUUCAUUUCCUAGUGUUGUUAAAGUGACGAUGUCGUAAACGAAUUUUUCGAUUAAUUAUUUAAAUAAAUAAAAAAUAUUAAGGUGUGACCAUCGUUGAUAUAUUCGCGAGCCUGUAUUAAUUUUUUUUUACCAAUUUUUUUCUCAAAUAAAUCAAAUUUUUUCGUUUUAAAUAAGUUAUACAUGUGUUGAGCAAGAUUUUCUUAGGAAACCAGUUGUAUUAAAAAUUACGUUUUAAUUUUGAUUUGAUACCUACCUAUUACACACACCGCAGUAGAUAUCAAUCGACUAAUUGCUAAUUUAUCUAGAAGCAACAAAAUGAUGAGCAAAGAACGCUUGUACAACAUGAGGAGGCUUACAUGUAUCGGCGUGAAAUAAUGCACAUUAGCUCUGGUGACACUUGACCGAUACGAUGCUAAUUAUCAAACCCACACCACCAUGGUGUGAUAUGUACAAUAUACUGUUAACUUUGAUGGCAUUUUGGUGGUUUUGCCGGCUGUGCUUAGCAAUGAAAACACUUUGCGACUCGGAUGCCUGUCAAUGUGAUAAUAUUGGAAAGAUAUCGUGUAUAUGCAAGUACCCUAAUCAGAACUUGGAAAUCUCGAGGAACAGCGUGAAUCAAUUACUACCGAUGACAAGUUCGGUGCUGGUAAAAGAUUGCGACGUUUUGUUGAUCAGACGUAAAUCGUUCGAAGAUUUACGAAGUCUGUUACGUAUCAACGUCGUAAACGUACGUAAUAUAUCGUUAGAAGAACACUCGUUCAGUUGGAACGAUAGUGCCAUAUACGAGACAUAUCCUUACAACGGUAUCGACAUCGGUAUCGAGAACUCCAGCCUAGAACUACCCAAUUACACGUUUCGAGGUAGAAUAGAUACGAUGGUUUUCACCCAGGUACGUUUCGAAAACAUCAAAUCGUACGCGUUCUCUAGUCUGGCCGGCAGUAAAUCGAUCACGUUUCGAAAUUGCGACUUUAUCAAUGUGGAAAACCAAGCUUUCAAGAAGUUCACCUUGGACCGAAUGAAUAUAAUUGGCGGCCGGGUCAACGCCAUUUUACCCAGUCGAACCCUUACCGAUAUCUCAAUUAAGACGGAAUUCCUGAUUAACGGCGUUGUGUUUAAUCGUAUCCGAAGCUCGGCAUUUCGUAUCAAUGGUCCUCAAACAUUCCACAUACAGAACUGCUACAUAUCGCAUUUAGAAGGCGAAGCUUUCGUGGCUCGUUUACGAGGUCCGGCUUUCAUAGACGAUAAUGUAUUUCACGCCGUCGAACAAGGCGCCUUCAUAGGGAUCACCGUCGAAAGGGAGAUAUCCGAUAUAUCUGGUCGUCAAGAAUUCAUAUUCGAAAACAAUACGAUUUCGGAUGUGCAAAAGUCCAGCCUGUUAUUCGACAUAGGCAGCUUUACACCGAAACUAGAUUGGAUAUAUUUUAAUAAAAUAUGCGACUGCGAAUCGGUCGAUCAUUGGAUAUCGGACGUGGUAAUGUAUUCCCAAAACUACCCGAUCGAUAAAGUCAGACCUAACAUACUGUUAGACGAAAUAAUGUCGUGUAAAACGGACGCCCAGUACAUGAGGUUGAAAGAUUUCAAAACAGGCUACUGCGAAGAACAGGCCCACGCAGCUUUCAUAUUGAUAAGCUUCGCUAUGGUCGCGGUCGCUGUAAUAAUCCUGAUGCUAUUUUUUUACGCGUACUGGUUCAGAGAACGACGAUCCAGAUGGAUGAACGUAUCUCAAUCGUCUCCUCUGCACGAACCAGUCGAUCAAACUUUCCAGCAACGAUCGCCCUGCUACGAAGAACCAUCGACUAGUCGUCAAAGAUCCAUAGUGACCCCGGAUCGUAGACUGUACAAAGAAACCGAACUCCAAGUCAUCGUCGAAUGCACCGAACCCCUUCAAGAAUGCACUAGUCGAAUCGCCACCGAACGAGUCACCACCAGGUAUGAACCUGUAGAGUAUCGAAGUCGAAGCAGAAACGCCGGAUAUCGAAGAAAUCUGCUCACUAGUGAUUUAUAAAAAUAAAUUUCCAAAGCUUUUUGGAGGACAUAUUUAUAACGACGUUGUAUUUUAAUAUCGUCGCGAUUUUUUACUGCCCUCGUCGCGAAUUUUGUAAUCGAAAUUGAAUUAAAAUGAAAUUUCAAAAGACGAGAAACGAAUGAACCUCGUGGAUGUGAAAUUUGAAAACUAAAAAAAAAUGCCCCUUUGAGCGAGUGGUAUUAUCGGUGUAAAAGAUGUGAAAAAUAAAGAACGCUAGGAGAACGAGUUACCUAUUCAGCAUAGACUGUUCCCUCCCCACUUCCCUUUCCUUUUCUUCCGAAAACUCACCAAUUAAAAUCGACUCGUUGAAAAUUGCAUUUUUUUAAUACUUCCUACUACAUGAAUGCAGAGUGCAGACGUAGGGAAAAAAUAUGCAAUUCCGGUGAAUUUUCAAUUUUUUUUUUUUUUUUUUUGGUUCACCUUUUUACACGUUCCUUAUACCAAAUGAUCUCUCUGGUCUAAAAUUUUAUUAUAUAAAUAUAGGUAAUUUAAUGAACAAGUUUUUAUUAUUGGUAUUUUAUUUUUAAUCUUGUAAGUUUUUUCGAAAUCAGUUUUGUCUCGUUUUGCUUUUAUUUUAUUUAUUUUUGAUUUUUUUUUUUACCGUGUUACGACGUGGUAUAUUUUUACACCUGUUUAUGUACCUAAUGCUUGGAAAAUUGUAUACAAAAAUUAUGGCGUUAUUUGUUCGCUUUUUCAUAACUAAGAUAAUCGUUUUGAAUAAAAUAGCGUUGCUUCGUC
Messenger RNA from Planococcus citri (citrus mealybug), 2806 nucleotides. RefSeq lists its product as uncharacterized. The record is from RefSeq and is a predicted model, not a curated record. Lineage: Eukaryota; Metazoa; Arthropoda; Insecta; Hemiptera; Pseudococcidae. The coding region runs from base 452 to 2047 and encodes 531 amino acids. The transcript is spliced from 3 exons.